Messenger RNA from Aegilops tauschii subsp. strangulata, 2784 nucleotides. RefSeq lists its product as uncharacterized. Lineage: Eukaryota; Viridiplantae; Streptophyta; Magnoliopsida; Poales; Poaceae. The record is from RefSeq and is a predicted model, not a curated record.
AUGCAAUUCCUGGAUGAGCUCCGCGCGAUCCGUGCAGCCUGCGCCGGCCCUUGGGCGGUGGCGGGAGAUUUCAAUCUCAUCGUCCACGCGGCGGACAAGAACAACAAUAUGCUAAACAGACGCAUGAUGGGCCAUUUUCGCCGCCUCUUGAAUGACUUGGAGCUCAAGGAAUCAUGUCUCAUUGGGCAGAGAUAUAUCUGGAGCAAUGAGAGGCGUCAGCCCACGCUCGAGAAGAUUGACCGCUGGUUCUCCACGGCGGACUGGGAUGCGGGCCACCCAGAUCACCUGCUGCAGGCGCUGUCAUCGUCCAUCUCAGAUCACUGCCCACUGCUUAUGGCCACCAAUGUCUCCUUCCAUCGCAAAGCUCGCUUCCACUUCCAAAGCUUUUGGCCAUCCAUCCCCGGCUUCCAUGAAGUAGUGGCCGCGAGCUGGAACUCCCUCCCACCGAAGGCCAACCCUUUUGUUGACUUAUUCCUGCGGCUGAAAGUCACCACCAAAGCGCUCACCAAAUGGAGCCAGUCCAAAGUGGGCAACAUCAAGGAGCAGAUCCUGCUAGCGAAUGAGAUCAAUUGUGCUUUGAUCAGGCAGCACACGUUGUGCCUGCCAUCGCUCAGGCUGACAGAAGUGGACACAUCGGCGCUUGAGGCCCCGCUCACAGAAGAGGUGAUCUGGAACACAAUCAAAAGUAUGCAGCCGGACAAGGCCCCAGGACCCGAUGGGUUCACUACGAGAUUCUAUCAGUCCUGUUGGCCCAUCAUCAAGGAGGUGGUAAUGAAGGCUGUGCUCGCAUUUGACGGUGUCGAUGGCAGAGGCAUGGAAAGGUUGAAUGAGGCAUUCAUCGUGCUACUGCCAAAGAAGGAGGGGGCACUAGACAUCAAAGAUUUCAGGCCGAUUAGUCUUAUCCACAGCUUUGCUAAGAUUGUUGCGAAGGCCAUGUCAGCGGAGCUCGCGCCACUGAUCACGAAGCUGGUGGAUCAAAACCAGAGCGCCUUCAUUGCGGGCCGAUCUAUUCUCGACAACUUCAUGUUGGUGCAGCAAUCUAUCCGCACACUCCAUCGCAAGCGGGUGCCGACCAUCAUCUUCAAGAUCAAUAUUGCUAAAGCAUUCCAUAGCGUCUCAUGGCAAUUCCUCCUGGAAGUAUUGGCUCAUCGAGGUUUUGGCCCUCGGUCGAGACAGAGAAUCGCCACUCUCCUCUCAACGGCAAGCAUGCAGGUUCUCGUCAAUGGGACGGCCAGCGAGAGCUUCUGGCACGGGAAGGGGCUGCGGCAAGGGGGUCCCAUCUCCCCCUUGCUCUUUAUCAUCGUCAUGGACGUCCUCACGACGACAUUCAGGAAGGCGGAGGAGGCGGGCCUCUUUGCCUCGCUUCGCGCUCGCGACAUUCAUCAUCGCCUAUCUUUGUACAUUGGCCACGCCAUCCUGCUGCUCAGUCCGCUGGUGGCCGAGAUGGACGCGGCCAAGCAGCUUCUUGAGUGCUUUGGAGAGGCCACGGGGUUGCGGUGCAACUUCUCAAAAAGCUCUAUCUCCACGAUCCGCUGCCAGGAGGAGGACAUUCAGGAGCUUCUCGCCCUGGCCGGCUGCAGCUACCAUGCACUGCCUAUCACCUACCUCGGCCUCCAUCUAUCCCUUCGGGCCCUUAUCCGAUCGGAGUUGCAACCCCUCAUAGAUCGGAUCGCGGCGCAGCUGCCAACAUGGAAAGCGGGCCUUCUUCGUCGGGCAGGCAGACUCACGCUCGUAAAUUGCAGGUUCUCGGCGAUGCCAAUCUUCCACCUAAUGGCCCUCGACCUGCCGCCAUGGUUCUUCAAGUGCAUCGACAAGCUGCGCAGAGGCUUCUUCUGGCGUGGGGUGGAGGAUGCAAAGGGGGGUUGUUGCCUCGUGGCCUGGCAUAUCGUCUGCUCGCCUAAACCUUAUGGUGGCUUGGGUGUUCUCAACCUGAGGCUGCUAAACCAGGCGAUGCGCUUGCGCUGGCUAUGGCUGCAGAAGACGGUCUUGGACAAGCCCGGGAGCGGCCUGAACGUCGCCGUCUCGGUGGAGACCGCAAGGCUGGGCAACGCGGCGCUUCGGCCUGCGGGCCGUAACCUGACGGUGGCCAGCGCGCUGCAAGGGCACACGUGGGUGGACGCGAUCCGUGGUACGCCGGCGGUUCCGGCAAUCACUGAAUUCCUUCUGCUCUGGGAGGAGGUGCGGGCGGUGGCUCUUUCUGACUCUCCUGAUGCCUUCUCCUGGCGACUGGGCACGGCUGGACGGUACUCCUCCCGCGACACUUACGCCUUCUUCUUCUUCGGGAGGGAGUUCGCGCCCUGCUUCGCGGAGAUCUGGCACUCUUGGGCUCCCCUGGAGAUAAAAAUCUUCUCCUGGCUGGCGGUGCGCGAGAGGCUAUGGACGGCUGAUAGACUCGCCCGGCGGAAUCUGCCGCACAUUCGGUUAUGCCAAUUAUGCUGCCAGCAUGACGAAGACACCUCGCACAUGCUCCUGGGCUGCUCGUACUCGCGCGAGGUUUGGUACAAUAUGCUGCUGCCUAUGGGUCUUCAUCGCUUCACCCCGGACGCCACGAGCAGGCUAGCGGACUGGUGGCCACAACUGGCGAAGGCUCGCACGGCCAGGCUUUACAAGCAGACGAACACCAUGGUCAUGGCCACACUCCGAUUCAUCUGGCUCGAACGCAACAACCGAGUCUUCGAGCGCAAGAGCUCUUCACCGAACUCAACUAUAGAUCUCAUUAGAGCCGAGCUCCGCCUGUGGACUCAGGCUAGGGUAGAGAGCGGCCAUCCCUUCCAAAUCCACUAG